AUGAUCCGUCCCAGAGUGAUCCAUCCCAGAGCUGGCCUCAUGUUUCCAAAGGCGGAACCUACCCCGGAGCUCCUACCGGCCGUGGCUACCGCGCCCAAGAAAGUCGACAAGAAAGUCGACAACAGCCAACUCACCAAGACAAGAGCUGGUCGCAUUCGCCAGUCUAGGAAGCGCACUUCUCCUUCUCGUUCCCGUUCGCUCUUCAAGCGAGUCAGAGCCGCUUUUGAGGCCGAAGGCCCUGCUUCAUGCCUUACUACCAAGCCAGAUAUCGCCAACGUCAACCCCGACAUUGACAACGACAAUGACGCGGUCAACGUCACUGACCCAAAGAAGGAUGAUACUCCUUUAACCACCCCACACCCAGCGAACCAUGCGUACGCCGAGGCCCUGGCCUCGUAG
Sordaria macrospora k-hell is the source of this 399-nucleotide messenger RNA. RefSeq lists its product as uncharacterized. NCBI's taxonomy places the organism in Eukaryota, Fungi, Ascomycota, Sordariomycetes, Sordariales, Sordariaceae. The record is from RefSeq and is a predicted model, not a curated record.